Messenger RNA from Macrobrachium nipponense, 3938 nucleotides. Its product is annotated as caldesmon-like. Bases 1335 to 3938 code for a protein of 867 amino acids. The transcript has a single exon. Lineage: Eukaryota; Metazoa; Arthropoda; Malacostraca; Decapoda; Palaemonidae. The record is from RefSeq and is a predicted model, not a curated record.
UUUAGGACAAAAAAUGUUGUCGCAUCACUCAACAGCUGUGAGGUUCUUUGGUAUGACAGUGGACAAAAACAUGGUGUUUCUACCAUUGCUUGACGCAACAAAGCUCUAAUUCUUCAGCAUUACUGGCAUGUAGAAGCUUCUAAAAAAAUCUAAAGGUGCAUCCACACGACAGUAAAACAUGUCAGAACAUGUUGGUACUUUAUUGCUUACUUUUACAAACAGGUUGAAUACAAGUUAACGACUUACUGGCAGUUUUAACCAAUGCUUUAUACGAUCAUUCGACACUGCCAAAGUUUUGUUCUCCACUUACGGUCAAAACUUGUUUCAAACAUGUUUGUGAUAUAAAUCCGAUAAAUUCCAGCAUUUUUUUACGACACAUUUACUGCAGUUAUAGAGGAACCAAAUCUAACAUAUCUUGUUGUUAAUUUGCGAUAUAAAUUGAGCAAAUAAAGAGAGCGUCAUCACACACUAGCUUAAAAUGAGGUAUGUAAUAGUAAUCCUAUAACUUCCUGACACGAAAGAGGUCAUAUUGACCCACCUUCCACAGCCACUGUGUCAUGAGCUAAUGAGUGGAUAUGCAAAGGUGGAGUUCCCCUUUACUUUCGUUUAAUUAGCAUUCCAAAGUUUACCUUUGGAAUGGCUGGAAUAAUGCACUGAUGCAACUAACACUGAGCUCAUUAGGCUGCCUGGAAUUUGUGUCAUUCCUGUUCUGUUUUAUUCUUAGAAUGAAACAAAGUGAUAUUCAGAACAGAAUGAAUUAUCAAAAGCUAUGAACAUUGAUUGGUUUUUGUAAUGCUAGAAGGGGCUGAAUUUAGCUUUUUGUUUUAAAGUCGGUCUCUCAUAAUUUCGUAACAUGCAUUUCAUGCAGUAAGAAAGGUACUCCAAAAACAAUAACCAUACCAGUCAUUAUUUUUUCUCUGACCAAUUGCGUUUUUUUAAUUUAGAUGCAUUUAUCCAAAGUCAAUAAAUAAAGUCUUAAAGAAUUCUAAAACUAUAAUAACUUAAUCAUUGCAACAGAUUUGGAUUUCUUAUGUGAAAAUAUUGCGCAUUAGGUAAGAGUUUCAAAUGACAAAAGACUAUACGCUCAGUGUAAGAUAUGAAAGGGCAAAUGUUGAAAAUAACAGAGGUGACCUAAGUCUACAAGAAACAAAAGCAGAAUUUCGUCCUUAUAGUGUAAUUUGUUAGCAAGUCUAUGUGAAAAGGUGAAAAGGGAAUCCUCUCAGGAUGUAAUGUAGUAAUUACAUUGAAAUAUAUACCAAAGAAUACAGACAAACUACUCUGACAUCACCAAAGAUGCCGCGUAGAGGUCGAUUUCAGGAGCAGCGAGUGCCGUUAUGACUUCUAGUGCCAGGUCGCUGAGAUCAGAAAUCAUCUGUGGCAUUGGGGGAAGAAGGCAGCACAACGUAGAGGAAGUGGACGUCGGCCUCCCGCCACAUCUGAAACCCGCCACACGACUCACUCGCCAGAGGAGGCCAUCAUGUGAUUCCACCUAUUCCCUCAGCACCUCCUCUGCUUUUUCCAAAUUCAGGAGAGGAUCAGUUCCACCAGAGGAACUUCCGACCACACCAAGCCGGAUCCGCAGGACUGAGUCUCGCUUCAGGUUAAAGAGUAAGUCGCUUGACCGAGGGGGAUCUGUCGGCAGCUUGAGGCUGCACGGUCCUCGCCACAGACGAAGUGCGUACAGGUCACACGAGUCACUAGUGGGUGGUCUUAGAAGUGACGGCCUGAAUGUAGGGAGUGCAAGGAAGGUGGUGGCUGGAAGCGAGUUUCGUGAGGAAAAUAAUGUAAAUGAGUUGAAAGGAAAAGAAAAAAUAACGGGAACUCAAGAAAAAACUGACGGUGAAAUAGAAUCUGAAAAGAAAGCAGAUGUAGAGGGACUCCAAGCAGAACAGGUGCUAGACAAAUCCCCAGAAAAAUCAGAGCUUACUAACAACAAGAAAAAGUUUGGAGAUAGCUCUCCAGAGGGCCAGAAUGCACAUAAAUCACCCAAAAAAUCUGGAGCACACAAGGUGGAGGAAAAUGCAGAAGACAAACAUCAAGACAAAAAACUAGAUGAGGCUCAAGAAUCAACGAAAUUAGGAAAGCCUAAGAAGAAGCUCGACGUACACAAAAGUUCUAAGCCUGAGAGAAAAGGGUCUCACAAAAUUAAGAAAUCUGACAAAGUACAAGACUACAACAACAUACUAGAAAUUUCGCAUGAAUACCAAGAUCUCUCCAAAGCAGAUGACAAAGUUGGAAAGCUACAAGAAAAGGUACGAGUGAGUGAAUCAAAAGAGGCAGGAGAAGAAAAUCAGCAAGAGCAGACAGAAGAAGAAUCGAAAGAAACAGGAAAAGAAGAGAAGACAGAAGAGGCACCGGAUGAAUCCACCAAGGGUACACAAAAAGAGCAGAAAGAAGAGUUAACAGAAGAAUCGAGAGAGGGAGAAGAAGACAAACAGGAGGAGUCUGUAGAGGACUCUAACAACAAAGCACAAGAAGAGCAUAUAGAGCAAACUGCAGAGGGAUCUAAAGAGGAAGUACAAGAAGAACAGAAAGAGGAGGCAGCAGAGGAACUUAGAGAAGCAGUAGAAGUAGCGCAAGGAGAGCAGCAAAAGGAGGCAGCAGAGGAACUUAGAGAAGCAGUAGAAGUAGCGCAAGGAGAGCAGCAAAAGGAGGCAGCAGAAGAAUCUAACAAGACAGCAGAAGAGCAGAAGGGACAGACUGCAGAAGAAUCUAAAGAGGCAACAGAAGAAAAGGAGAAAGAGGAGGCUGUAGGAGGAGAAUCUGUCGAAACAGCACAAGAUCAGACACCUGCAGAAGAAUCUCAAGAAGCAAAAACAACACAGGGAGAAGAAACAUCAGAUGAAUCUAAAGAGGCAACACAAGUGGAGCAGAAAACAGAAGACCCUAAGGAAACGGCACAGGAAGAACAGACAGAGGAAACAGGAGUAGAAUCUCAAGAAAAGGCAGAUGUGAAUAAACCUGAAAAGGAAGAGGAGGCGGUACAAGUUCCAAAGAAGACAGAUGGUGAGCUUCAAGAGAAAGUAAAUGUAGAUGCCCCUGAGGGGGAGGUAAAAUCAGACAAACAAGAUGACCUUAGAGUAAGGGAAUCACAAGAAGCAAAACUAGACAAAACAAAUGGGGAAACAGCUACAAAUGAAGUUCCAAAAGAAUUAAAGACUAAGAAGUCUAAAAUUCCUAAAGGAAAAAAGCCCAAACCUCAAGGAGCAGAUGUAUCAAAUGAGGCUGAAGCAAGUCUUGGCAAUGAUGUAAAACCCAAGAAAACAGCAAAGAAACUAAGCACACCUGAACAAAACAACAGGAAACAGAAGAGCCUAGCCGAGAGAAAAGUACCCAAAAUCAAUGUUAGUGAUAAAGUAGCCAGUGACAGUGAUGACACUGCAAAGAACCUGAGUAAUAAAGAAGGAUUGCUAGGCGAACAAGAAGCGCAACCAUCUGUUUCACCGACAGAUAGCACUGCAACCCAUAGGAUAAACUUUGAAGUCAUAAUCCAAGAGAAUGCUUUAGGGGAUUACAACUGGACAAAGAGUCACGAAAAGUUGUAUUACCCCAAGAAAAAGAGAAGGGGCAUUAAUAAAAUUAGUAAGAGAGAAUAUCAUUCAGACGAAGAGAUCAACAAGGACAAGAAAGAAAUGGCCUCACACGACUGGAGCCACGGCACUUCUCUGGGACGCAAUACCAAGGGUCGAUAUGCUGGACACAAGCGUGUUCAGUAUCGCUCCAUUGGCAACGACCUUUCCACAGCAGGGUAUUGUCCACGAUGUGAUCCCAAUCCUGAGAAGAAGCCCAGGAAGGUCAAAAGAAGAAUAUUCAAAUCAGGUCAGAUUAUUUUAUUAUAUUUUUCAAAGUUGAACUCUUUGACAUAUGGUUCUGUUUGGUUUUGUAGUGUAGUUAGUAUUUUGGUAAGCAUACUGACCAGUUGGGGAGUUGGAAGAUGA